CGUAUCGUUAGUCAAUAUCAAUUGAACAGCAAGCGUACAAGCAUCGCGCGGAAUAUUUAUCAAUUUAAAUUGUUUAGUUUGCCAAUUAAAAAAUUUUAGUUGAGUUAGUUUUCCUGAAAACAUGAAACCCGAUAGCAUGUCCGAUGGAGCGGUAAAAAAAUACCAGUAUGCACCUCUCGCACAAGGAGAAAAAGGGACAAACCUUCAAAUUUCAACAGCAAAUAUCAAAAAAGAGUCGUUUGCACCACUUGAUAUCGAAGAGGCUUUGCAUCUGACGAAAUUUGGAAAGUUCAACUAUGUGUUGGUAGCUGUAACUGGUAUUUCUUUAGCUGCCGUAUUGAUCGAAAUGAUUGGAAUUAGUUUUGUACUGCCCGUAUCUGAAUGUGAUUUGUCAUUGACUACAAAAGACAAGGGAGUGUUAAGCGGUGUCGGAUUUGUUGGCAUUAUUGCCUCAUCCUUUCUGUGGGGCUACUUGGCAGACACAAAAGGUCGGCACAUUGUCAUAAAGUGGUCGUUAUUGCUAGCAUUUAUCUCUUCCGUUGCAUCAUCAUUUUCCAACGAUUUUUGGUCGUUGCUCGUCUUAAGGUUCCUAACCGGAUUCUUUGUUUCCGGUGGCUAUGGUCCAGCAUUCGCUUAUAUUGGUGAAUUUCACACGGAAAAGACCCGAUCACGGGCGAUCAUGUACGCAUCGAUCAUUUUAGGACUUUUUACCUUAGUCUUGCCACUGGUGGCAUGGCUCGUUAUUAACCAAGAUUGGAUGUUCGAUUUUCCUGCCAUACAAUUCACUUACAAACCGUGGCGAUUGUUUAUCGUUGGCUGUUCUACGUUAAGUUUAGUCGCCUUCCUAAUCAUGUGCAUUCUGCCAGAAAGUCCGAAAUUCGUCUUGAAUAAUGGCAACAUUGUGGGAGCUAUUGAAAUUAUUAAAACGAUACAUCGAUGGAACUGUGGGAAAAAUGCCGAUUUGGACCACAUCUACGGACUAUACGAUGAAACGGCUUCAGAUCAUGAACAGGAUGUGCGAAAGAGGACAUUAUUUGCAUCGAUUUGGUUCCAAAUCAAGCCUUUGUUUUUGCCACCACAUUUAAGGACGACGAUGUUAAUGUGCAUUUUAAAGUUUAUUGAAUUUGCCGGAACUAAUGGAUUAUACGUCUGGAUACCUGAAGUAUUAAAUCGUCUGGCCAAGAAUGACGUAGACUAUCCUGGCGAACGGAUACGUAUGUGUGAUGUUGUUUACAGGUACCGGCCGAACAUUACGUAUACGGACAAAAGCAUUGUCUUCUCACCGGAGAGCUGCAUUAUAAAAUUCGAAAUAGCCACAUAUGAGCAGACGCUACUGCUUGAAAUCUUUUACACCCUUUCGUUCGUAAUCCAGGCGCUUCUGAUUAAUAGAGUUGGAAAAUUUCCGUUACUUUUUGGAAUAACGGUUAUUGCCACAAUCACUAGCAUCUCAGCUAUGUACGUUGAAGUGCCCAAGUUAUCAGCUUACUUUUAUAUGCUACAAAUUCUGAUAGGAACAACUGACUCAAUUUUGAAUGCUGUAAUUGUCGAAUUAUAUCCAACAAAUGUGAGAGCAACUGCGAUGGCAAUUGGUUCCGUAUCAGGUCGUCUCGGAAGUGUGGUCUUUGCUUACGUAGUAGGCCUAUUACUAGACUAUCAUUGCUCGGAGGCAGUUGUGAUGACGUUCGUGUUAUACAUUCUUUGCGCAUUUCUAGAAAUUUUCAUCCCGAAUAUACAUAAGAGGCCUAAAAAGAAAACCGUUAGUACGGUUAGUGAAUGAAGCUUUAAAUCGAUCUGUAGUUUAAUUAUUGUAAAAGCAAGGAGCUGCCUUGAUAAAAGUAAAAAUAGAAAUUUC
This is a messenger RNA of Bradysia coprophila, 1852 nucleotides long. Its product is annotated as synaptic vesicle glycoprotein 2A-like. Gene Ontology annotation, cellular component: membrane. Gene Ontology annotation, molecular function: transmembrane transporter activity. Gene Ontology annotation, biological process: transmembrane transport. NCBI's taxonomy places the organism in Eukaryota, Metazoa, Arthropoda, Insecta, Diptera, Sciaridae. The record is from RefSeq and is a predicted model, not a curated record.